Penicillium paradoxum is the source of this 1485-nucleotide messenger RNA. RefSeq names its product putative extracellular endoglucanase/cellulase (gene egl3). The transcript is spliced from 4 exons. Gene Ontology annotation, cellular component: extracellular region. Gene Ontology annotation, molecular function: cellulose binding; hydrolase activity, hydrolyzing O-glycosyl compounds. Bases 1 to 1485 code for a protein of 494 amino acids. Gene Ontology annotation, biological process: glucan catabolic process. The record is from RefSeq and is a predicted model, not a curated record. NCBI's taxonomy places the organism in Eukaryota, Fungi, Ascomycota, Eurotiomycetes, Eurotiales, Aspergillaceae.
AUGAAGUUCACCAACGUCGUCCUGGUUGCCGGUGCCGCAAGCGUGGCCUGUGCAUACCCCAGUGGAAGGGACGUUAUCCCCAACAAGCAAACCUCUUCUCUCAAGAAGCGUUCCAAUGGAUUCACCUGGCUCGGUGUUAGCGAGUCUGGUGCCGAAUUCGGCGAGCACAAUGUCCCCGGUACCCUGGGCAAAGACUACAUUUGGCCCGAGACCUCCAAGAUCCAGGUCCUGAGAGACGCGGGCAUGAACGUCUUCCGUGUCCCCUUCCUGAUGGAACGCCUGGUGCCAUCCACCAUGACCGGCUCCCCUGAUUCGACUUACCUGGCUGCUCUCAAGUCGACUGUCAAGUUUAUUACCGACAGCGGUGCUUAUGCCGUCCUCGACCCCCACAACUACGGAAGAUAUGGUGGCAGUGUCAUCACAUCUACCGGCGACUUCAAAACCUUCUGGAAGACCGUUGCUACCGAGUUCGCAUCCAAUGCCAAGGUCAUCUUCGAUACUAACAACGAAUACCACGAUAUGGACCAGACCCUCGUCCUGAACCUCAACCAGGCCGCUAUCAACGGUAUCCGUGCCGCCGGCGCCACCAGCCAGUACAUCUUCGUCGAAGGCAACGCCUGGUCCGGUGCCUGGUCAUGGACCAACAACAACGACAACCUGAAGGCUCUCACUGACUCCGAGGACAAGAUCGUCUACGAGAUGCACCAAUACCUUGACUCCGACAGCUCCGGUACCUCGGAGACCUGCGUCAGCAGCACCAUCGGCAAGGAGCGUCUCGAGUCCGCCACCAAGUGGCUGCAGAGCAACAACAAGCGGGGCUUCAUCGGCGAGUUCGCCGGCGGUGUCAACAGCGUCUGCAAGGAGGCCGUCGAAGGCAUGCUCUCCUACAUGUCCGAUAACAGCGAUGUCUGGAUGGGCGCCGAGUGGUGGUCUGCCGGUCCCUGGUGGGGAUCCUACAUGUACAGCUUGGAGCCGAGUGAGGGUCCUGCUUACUCUACCUACCUUCCCAUCCUUGAGAAGUACUUCGUGGACGGCACUGCUCCCGUCCCUACCUCUUCCUCCACCAAGACUGCCGCUUCCUCCACCAAGACUACUGCUUCAUCCACCAAGACCACCUCUUCCUCCACCAAGACCACCGCCCAGGCAUCCACCACCACUGCCGCCGCCAUCGAAGUGACCGCCGCCCCCAGCUCGACCAAGGAAUCCGGCUCUACCGUCUCUGCUCCCGCUGAAACCUCCGUUGCCGCUCCCAUUGUCACCGUUACCGCUCCCAUUGUUACCAUCACCAGCACUGUCAUCAUUAGCGCGCCCACCGCCACUGUCGCCCCGACCACCACCCAGGCUGCUCCUACCAACGGCCCCGCCACCGGAGGCGUUGCCAAGCACUGGUACCAGUGCGGUGGUCUCAACUGGACUGGCGCCACUACCUGUGAGACCGGUUACACCUGCCAGGAGCAGAACCCUUACUACCACCAGUGCCUUUAA